This is a messenger RNA of Limanda limanda (common dab), 708 nucleotides long. RefSeq names its product nicotinamide/nicotinic acid mononucleotide adenylyltransferase 1-like. Gene Ontology annotation, molecular function: nicotinamide-nucleotide adenylyltransferase activity; nicotinate-nucleotide adenylyltransferase activity. The record is from RefSeq and is a predicted model, not a curated record. The coding region runs from base 1 to 708 and encodes 235 amino acids. Gene Ontology annotation, biological process: NAD+ biosynthetic process. NCBI's taxonomy places the organism in Eukaryota, Metazoa, Chordata, Actinopteri, Pleuronectiformes, Pleuronectidae. The transcript has 4 exons.
AUGGAGCGUCCCAGUGUAACCUCAGUGGUCCUGCUGGCCUGCGGUUCCUUCAACCCCAUCACCAACAUGCACCUGAGGAUGUUUGAACUGGCUCGAGAUCAUCUGGAAGACAAAGGUCAGUACAAAGUGGUGAGAGGCAUCAUCUCUCCUGUGGGCUAUAAAAAGGAGGGCUUGAUUGAGGCCUCCCAUCGUCGGGAAAUGGCCAGAUUGGCCACAGAGAACUCCGACUGGAUCACCCUAGGUUCUUGGGAGAGCUCGCAGCCUAAGUGUGUGGAGAGAGUUGAAGUGCUUCGGCAUCACUAUGAGAAAGAGCUCAAGACACAGCAGAACCGCGUUGAGAUGGACUUUUCUGAAGCUUCAUCUCAUCAGAAUAGGAGAGAGGUCUCUCGGGUGAUGUUGCUGUGUGGGACUGACGUCCUGGAGUCCUUUGAGGUCCGCAAUCUGUGGAAGCAGGAGCACAUCGAUGAGAUCGCGGGCAGCUAUGGUUGGGUCGCUAUCGCUCGCACUGGCUUCAAACCAAACAAGUUCAAGUCGGACUUUCAGUGGAAGUAUCGCAGAAGCAUCCACCUUGUCCAUGAGUGGGUGGCAAACGAUACCUCCUGCACUGGAGACGUGCGCCUGGCGCUUCGUCGAGGUCAGAGCGUCAGGUACCUGCUGCCAGACGCUGUUGUGACCUACAUUCAACAGAAUGACCUCUAUAUUGCAUAG